Messenger RNA from Sturnus vulgaris (Common starling), 369 nucleotides. It is a transcript of the gene ATP5F1E, whose product is annotated as ATP synthase F1 subunit epsilon. The record is from RefSeq and is a predicted model, not a curated record. Gene Ontology annotation, biological process: proton motive force-driven mitochondrial ATP synthesis. Gene Ontology annotation, cellular component: mitochondrial inner membrane. Gene Ontology annotation, molecular function: proton-transporting ATP synthase activity, rotational mechanism. Lineage: Eukaryota; Metazoa; Chordata; Aves; Passeriformes; Sturnidae.
UGAUUGGCCGGCGGGCACGUCCCCUGCGGCGCGCGCUGACCUUGCCCCGCGGAGCCGCAGCCAUGGUGGCGUACUGGCGACAGGCCGGGCUCAGCUACAUCCGGUACUCGCAGAUCUGCGCCCAGGCCGUGCGGGCCGCCAUGAAGCCGCAGUACAAAGCGGAGGCGGAGAGGGCAGCGGUGGCCACGGUGAAAACGGUGAAACCCAAAAAGGAGUGAAAUGAGCUGAUCUGUGAUGAAUAACAGCAAACUGCAAAGCUGUAGGCAAGCUCAAGACUGCAGUGUAAUAUCAUCCAUCACAUGAACUGUAGAACUUGCCUUUGUAUGUAAAUUGGUAUGCUAAUAAAUGUAAUUUCUGAAUGUGUGGAAA